GUUAGCAAAACAGUGAAGUUUAGCCUAGCAGGAAACACCGACCGAGGCUACCACCGCAGCGGUGGAAAAAGAAAGCACCAGUCAGCCCCAGUUUUAGUAUAUAUAUAUAUAUUUCAAUUUUUUCAAUUCGUGAUAUUUCUACGGCAAAUACGCGGUCGCUUGGAUCCUGGGAGUACUCGCUUACGUUUUCUGCGACUUUAUAUGAGGAGAGAGCUCAUUUAGCCAACUAAAUCUCCCGACACUGGCCGGGGGUGGACUCUUAUCCAGCGGCUGUAAACGGCGGACAUCGGCUGAGCAACGGCUGUUUUGAAUCAGCGUGCGUCAGUGGGCCUGCAGGCUCCACGCUGGUGCUGAGACAAGAUGAAGAGGUUCAGGCGACACGGCCAGGAGUCCCAGAGAGAUCGACUCAAACAGGAACUCUUCCAGUUCAACAAGACAGUGGAGCAUGGAUUCCCCCACCAGCCCAGCGCUCUGGGCUACAGUCCCUCCCUGCAGCUGCUGGCCAUCGGCACCCGCUCUGGGGCCAUCAAACUGUAUGGAGCUCCAGGCGUGGAGUUCAUGGGUCUACAUGAUGAGAAUGCUGCCGUCACACAGGUGCACUUCCUCCCCCGCCAGGUUGAAUUGGUGACUCUGCUGGAUGACAACAGUCUUCACAUGUGGACUUUAAGAGCUCAUAAGGGACUCUCUGAACUUCUGGAGAUAGGACGCUUCACACUCACUGGGCCACCUGGUGCCCCUCCAAGUGUGACCAGAGUGACAGCAGUGCUGGCUCACUCCUCCGGGGAGCUGCUGCUGUUGGGGACAGAAGGAGGACACGUCUUCGUCGUUGAAGUCCCAGGGUUCAGAGAGCUGGAGGAGAGAAACAUUAGUCUGGACCAAGUGGCCAGCAGUGUACCAGACGACUACAUCGGCCGCAGGAAUCUGGAACACGUAGAGGCCUUACAGGAGAACCCGGUCAACCCGAACCAGGUUGUUAUUGGCUACGGACGAGGUCUCAUGGUCAUCUGGGAUCUGGAGAAACAGUGUGCCGUCCAGCACAUCCCUGCCACGCAGCAACUGGAGAGUGUGUGGUGGACAGAGGACGGAGGCUACAUUCUCAGUUCACACAGCGAUGGGAGUUACUGUCAGUGGAUGGUGAGUGGCGAGGACGAGGACGAGGAGAAAUCCGACAUUCCUUAUGGACACUUCCCCUGCAAGGCCAUUUCUAAAAUAGUUCAGCUACCUACAGAAGAAGGGCCUCCGUUCCUCCUGUUCAGCGGUGGUAUGCCCAGGGCCAGCUAUGGGGACAGACACUGUAUCACAGUGAUCCACAGUAAAACCCACGUGGCUCUGGACUUCACCUCCAGGAUCAUCGACUUCUUCACCAUCAGAGACGGACCGCAGCACACAGGAGACCCCAGUGCGCUGGUGGUGCUGGUGGAGGAGGAGCUGGUAGUGAUUGACCUGCAGACGGAGGGCUGGCCCGUCAUCCAGACACCGUACCUGGUUCCCCUCCACAGCUCGGCCAUCACCUGCUCCCACCACGUCUCCGCCAUCCCCCUCAAACUGUGGGAGAGGGUCAUCGCCGCUGGAGAACUGCAGAACACCCACUACUCCAAAAAGCCAUGGCCAAUAACAGGAGGCCAGAACAUGGCCGUAGACCCUCCACAGAGAGACCUGCUGCUCACAGGGCAUGAGGACGGGACAGUGCGUUUCUGGGAUGCAUCAGGGGUCUGUCUGUAUCCCAUGUACAAGUUAAGCACAGCUGGAGUGUUCCACACAGAUGCUGACCCCAAUGAUAACAUGAACCAAGGCACUGAAGGAGAGUGGCCGCCAUUCAGAAAGGUUGGCUGUUUUGACCCCUACAGUGAUGACCCAAGGCUCGGCAUUCAGAAGAUCCACCUUUGUAAAUACAGUGGUUAUCUGACUAUAGCUGGCACAGCUGGACAGAUCCUGGUGCUGGAACUGAACGACGAGGCAGCGGAGCAGACCGUGGAGGCUAAAGUUGUGGAUCUGCUGCAGGGCCAAGAGGGCUUCCGCUGGAAGGGCCACGCUCGGCUGGAUGUUCGAGAGGAGCCGGUGCUGUUUCCUCCAGGCUUCCAGCCUUUUGCUCUGGUCCAAUGCCAGCCUCCUGCCGUGGUCACCGCCCUCACCCUGCACUCGGAGUGGAAGCUGGUAGCUUUCGGCACCAGCCACGGCUUUGGCCUAUACGAUUACCAACAGAAGAACAACGUCCUCAUCAAGUGCACCCUCAACCCCACAGACCAGCUGGCCAUGGAGGGCCCUCUGUCCAGGGUGAAGAGCAUAAAGAAAUCCCUCCGACAGUCCUUCAGGAGAAUCCGACGCAGCAGAGUCUCUCUGAGGAAACAUCACGUCCACAACGCUGCCAAGCUCCAGGAGGCGAAUGCUCGUCUGGAGGCUGAACUGGCAGAGAUGGAGCUGGCUCCUGUCCAGAGGAAGAUCGAGGCUCGCUCCUCAGACGACUCGUUCACCGGUCUCGUACGGACCAUCUACUUCGCCGACACCUUCCUCUCAGACAGUUCACAUAGCGCACCCUCCCUAUGGGCAGGGACCAAUGGUGGCUGUGUGUUUGCAUACAUGCUCCGCCUUCCUCCUGUAGAGCACAGGGCAGAAGAACCAGUAACCGCACAGCCAGCUAAGGAGAUCCAGCUGAUGCACCGGGCUCCUGUUGUUGGGAUAUUGGUGCUGGACGGUCACGGAGCUCCUCUGCCUGAGCCCCUAGAGGUGGCCCACGACCUGGCUCGCUCCCCGGACAUGCAGGGCUCACACCACCUCCUGGUCAUCUCUGAGGAGCAGUUUAAGGUGUUCACCCUGCCCAAGGUGAGCGCUAAGAUGAAGCUGAAGCUGACGGCUGUGGAUGGCUCCAGAGUUCGGAGGGUGGGCGUGGCCUGGUUCGGCAGCAGUCGCUCGGAGGACUACGGCGAGAGCGGCCUGGUGGUUCUGACCAACCAGGGCGACGUCCACGUGGUGUCGCUACCGACGGUCAAGAUGCAGGUCCAUUACCCCUGCGUACGCCGCGAGGACGUCAGCGGCAUCGCCUCCUGUGUCUUCACCAAGCACGGCCAGGGCUUCUACCUGAUCUCUCCAUCCGAGUUUGAACGGUUCUCUCUGUCCACCCGCUGUGUGGUGGAGCCUCGCUGUCUGGUGGAGGUUCCUCUUCAUCCAGGCUCCUCCAACAAACACAGGCCACAGCCUGACGGAGCUUCAUCUGCUCAUAGAAACGCCAGACAAGGCAGCGAGGAUGCAGAAAGUGCAGCUAGACGUGUUAUGGAGCAUGCUUUGCUGAAUGACGAGAACACACCCACACAGCAGUGUUUACCAAGCGUCAUCCCAGCGCAUGAAGUACUUCAAGAGAUCCAGAAGUCACUAGAAGGAGACCAGACGUCAUUCCUGGAGAAUAAUGUGAAGAGUGCUGUAGCUUAAGAGACAUCUCUGGAAAGUUGAGGUGAGACAAAGAGUGAACUCCCAUGUUGAUGUUGAUGUGUAUGAAGCGUACUGCAGUCCUGAAGCAGCACUCUCCUCCUGCUCGGCUCACACAACCACUACUGACCCCUGAACCCCUCACCUCAGUGACUUACACCCCCUCCCUCCCCUCCCUUUCAGAUCCCAACCACCCCUCGUAGAGAGACACCGAAAGGUGCUUAAUGAGCACCCCGAGGCUCCCUCCCGGUGCAGAUAGAGGGGUGGAGGUAGAGAUACCGCCUGUGCCUACAGACCACGCGCUGUACCCAAACGAUCACAGCGUGGUCACAAACCGUUUUUGAACCCAAAGCCACAAGCAGCACAUUCCUGACAUCCCAUCGAGAUCCGACCAGCGUCUCCAGUCUGCCAUAGAUGCCACGUUUGUUUGGACUUGAAUAGCAACCACGCCCACUUGACUCCUGAAGCCUUUAUCACCGCCGGCCUUUUCACGGGGAUUGUGCCAGUGGAGACGGAUCGUCCAAUCAGCACGCUCUCUGCUGUGCAGUCGUCUCCACCCACGGACAUGCAGCUGGAAGGAACGUGGGCGAGGAUUUGAGUAAUGUUGAUGAAAACAUUUUAGAGCUUCAACUGUAUGUGAUUUGUGCCUGAUUUUU
This is a messenger RNA of Perca fluviatilis (European perch), 4076 nucleotides long. It is a transcript of the gene llgl2, whose product is annotated as LLGL scribble cell polarity complex component 2. NCBI's taxonomy places the organism in Eukaryota, Metazoa, Chordata, Actinopteri, Perciformes, Percidae. The transcript is spliced from 28 exons. Gene Ontology annotation, molecular function: GTPase activator activity; myosin II binding. The record is from RefSeq and is a predicted model, not a curated record. Bases 361 to 3423 code for a protein of 1020 amino acids. Gene Ontology annotation, biological process: regulation of protein secretion; cortical actin cytoskeleton organization; regulation of Notch signaling pathway. Gene Ontology annotation, cellular component: plasma membrane; cytoplasm; cortical actin cytoskeleton.